AUGGAAGACGACGAACUCGCACAAAUCCGCGCUCGCCGCAUGGCCGAGCUCAGAGCCCAGUCUGGAGGGGCCCCAUCAAGCGGCAUGGGUGGUCUCCCUCCCGGCAUGAGCGGCGGAAAGAAGGAUGAGGAGGAACAGGCCAAGAAGAGCCAAAUGGAGGAGAUGCGCCGCACUAUGUUGAUCCAAAUCCUGGACGGCGAGGCCCGCGAGCGCUUGUCGCGCAUUGCGAUCGUGAAGGCUGAUAAGGCGAGGGCAGUCGAAGACCUUUUGAUCCGCAUGGCCCAGGGCGGUCAGGUCCGCGCCAAGAUCACAGAGAAGCAGCUCAUCGAGCUUCUCGAGCAGGUCAACCAGCAGACCAAGAACGAGACCAAGAUUGUCUACAACCGCAGAAAAUACGACGACUCGGAUGAUGAUGACUAUGGCCUGUAA
This is a messenger RNA of Linnemannia hyalina, 429 nucleotides long. NCBI's taxonomy places the organism in Eukaryota, Fungi, Mortierellomycota, Mortierellomycetes, Mortierellales, Mortierellaceae. The record is from the annotation of a GenBank genome assembly.